Oncorhynchus keta (chum salmon) is the source of this 1896-nucleotide messenger RNA. Its product is annotated as coiled-coil domain-containing protein 3-like. NCBI's taxonomy places the organism in Eukaryota, Metazoa, Chordata, Actinopteri, Salmoniformes, Salmonidae. Gene Ontology annotation, cellular component: extracellular region. Gene Ontology annotation, biological process: negative regulation of gene expression. The transcript is spliced from 4 exons. The coding region runs from base 565 to 1428 and encodes 287 amino acids. The record is from RefSeq and is a predicted model, not a curated record.
AAAAUAUAGGCCUACAUUAUGUCAUUGGCUAUUUAUUAACAAUCACAUAUUAUCGUACUAAUAAAUGCUUACACAUAUUUGGACAAGCAAGCAUGCCUACUGUUCCUUGACAAAUACUUUAAUGCACAACAUAGACAAGACCACAUUCAUUUAAUUUGGCCAAGAAAUCACACAAUGCUUGACGUGUCAAAAAGAAUAAACAAGCAACAACAACAAAAGUAACAGAAUGAGAGCGUCACCAGCGCGCAUGCCUGCAUUCCUCCAAACCGUUUCAAAUAUUUAUGUAAUAAAGCCUAUUAAAAAGUUUUUGUAGUAAAUCAGGGGCGGUUCAAGGAUUGGCUGUGUAAACUUUGGUGCAGUCUCAUUGGUCGGAGAGAUCUUUGAGAAUGAAGGUGCUUUGAGGAGCCUUCUGGAAUGUCUUUGAAUGGGACUGGACUUGCGCUGCACCGGGCUCAAAAAAUGCGCACUUAAACACUGGGUCAUAACAUUGGAUUAUUUGUAUGUGGAUAUACUCUGUCUUUAACGGACUGACAAACGGACUCAGAUUUAACGCCAGGAGCAGACAUGACGACCUUUGCCCCUUUGCUUCUCGCUCUUGGCUCCAUGGCGAGCGUUGCGUACGGGUGCCAACUGCCCACCGAGUGGCGUCCACUGAGUGAGAGCUGCCGUGCGGAACUGGCAGAGAUCAUUGUGUAUGCCAAGGUGCUGGCAAUUCACCGGGAGGAGUAUGGCGGGGCAGAGGGCAUCUACAACUCUCUGUAUGGUUAUGAGGGCGCUGAGGAAGGGUUGCUCUACUUCGCAGAGGUGGAACUCAUGUGCGACCAGGCGUGGGGCAGCAUGCUGGAGGUGCCGGCGGGCUCGCGCCUCAACCUGACAGGGCUGGGGUACCUGUCGUGCCAGUCUCACACCGUGAUGGAGAACUACUCCUAUAUCUUCUUCCUCCGGAUGGAUGAGAACUACAACAUCCAGCCCCACGGGGUCAACUUCCAGGACGCCAUCUUCCCAGACACCGUAGAGAAUCGCCGUACGUUCUCCAGCCUGUUCCAGUUCUCCAACUGCUCCCAUGGCCAACCCCUCCAGACCUUCUCCCCAGAGUGGGACCCCCAAGAGGACAGCAGGCUCCUGUGCUCCUCGGUGCAGGGGGCUCUGUUCGAGGAGGAGGAGAAGAGCAGGAAGCAGCAGGAGCGCCUGGGCCAGCUGGAGAGGAGGAACAGGCAGCUGAAGGAGCGCGUCCGGAAGGUGAAGCGCUCCCUCCGGAACGCCAGGAAGAGCCAGCGCCAAGCGGAGCAGGAAAGGCAAGGGCUGGAGGAGAGGCUGAGGUCAGUGGAGAGACGGGCUGGGCACCAACUCAAUACUAUCACACAGGAGGCUACGCCCAGCAGAUACCAGGAGACUGUGUUACACCGCACGCCACACACACCGCUUUAGUCUCUGGACUGGAUGUUGUUAAAGACUGCUGGGCAGUCUCUCUAAUUCCUGUUGUUCACAGGCACACACUCAAUACUCAUUUAGUGCCAUAUAUACUGUAGUUCCUACACACAUUACAUAGAGAGGGCAUCAAGUAGCCCUCGAAUAGCAAUUUUGUCCAAUUUGUAUUAGUGAAUGACUCGAGAGAAUGAGAGGGAGAGAUAGCGUAUAGCUCCUAUUAAUACACAGCACUGUCAUACAGCUGAUGGAUAGACAGAUGAAAUGAUUUAAUUUAGAGUGAGUAUAUGAUGAGUGAAUGGCUAGAGUGAAUGAAGAAAGUGAGGUUGCUUUCUGGUUGGUGUGUCUGUGGGCAUGUGUUGUCUGUUGCUGUCCUCGUGUCAGCACCACCAAAGAGAAUGACCAUGAGGCAUUGGGAUUAUUAUAUAUGAAUGUAUUACUGAAGCUGCAUAUAAACUCUAAUCAUGAUUA